AUGGAAAUUCCGGCAUUUUACUCUUUGCAGAACUCGGAGGACUCUAGCGAAGGGGCAGCUACACCUCGUCUCGAUCUCAGCUACACGUUAAUGGAUACGAACCAGUCCCAGGAGGCUGAAAAGCACCUGAGUAUGGCCUACAACGAGGAGGCUACAGUUUCCCAGAUGCCCCUGAGCCUGACAUUCUCUAGCCCAGCCCUUUGGUACCAUUUAAGUCGGCAGCCCGAGUUGUUCCGGGAAUUGUCUACCGGCAGCCUGACCGCUUCUCCACCCUGCGUCACGCUUGAGUCGGUGCUGGCUGACAGAUUUGGGGAGGCUUCGGCUUUCGGUAGCCAAGUCAGUCGAGACUACGUGUUCAGCAUGAGCGCUCUACAGGCGGGCUAUUCGCUGCGGACGUCCACCGGUAGCGAGCUCAGCUUCCAAUUCGGCUGCAUGCAGCCGGCCAGAUCGGAGCUCAGCUCUUCGUUGGGUGAGAACGUGUUUGUUGACAUUUUUGGAUGCUAG
This is a messenger RNA of Protopolystoma xenopodis, 504 nucleotides long. NCBI's taxonomy places the organism in Eukaryota, Metazoa, Platyhelminthes, Monogenea, Polystomatidea, Polystomatidae. The record is from the annotation of a GenBank genome assembly.